Hypanus sabinus (Atlantic stingray) is the source of this 4091-nucleotide messenger RNA. RefSeq names its product methylcrotonyl-CoA carboxylase subunit (gene mccc1). The transcript is spliced from 20 exons. Lineage: Eukaryota; Metazoa; Chordata; Chondrichthyes; Myliobatiformes; Dasyatidae. The record is from RefSeq and is a predicted model, not a curated record. Gene Ontology annotation, molecular function: methylcrotonoyl-CoA carboxylase activity; ATP binding; metal ion binding. Gene Ontology annotation, cellular component: mitochondrion. The coding region runs from base 231 to 2366 and encodes 711 amino acids.
UCGUUCCCAGUGACCGCGCUACGGGUCGGCUAGAGGGACUAGAACACCGUCGGGAAGUUUGAGUGUAAAAUAAGCACAAAUUCGUACAUUUAUUUUUCGGUUUCAGACAAUAAUCAACUCUUGAUAACCACAGCAUCAUAAGCACGGAGCAAUUUGGUUUCAGAUAUCUUUAAUUUGGGAUUGCAACAGGAGGUCCUCUUCUCUUUGUCCCUCCCUAUCAAGUUUCGAGCAUGGCGGCGGUGCUAGUGAAUGAGCUACUGCUGCGCUGGCUGAGGAGGAACCUGAAAAAGCAAUGGUCUUGUGCACGAACAUGUGUAAGGAAUGCUGCAACAGGCUGUUGCAGAAUAGAGAAAGUCCUCAUUGCAAAUCGAGGCGAGAUUGCCUGCAGGGUCAUGAGGACAGCGAAGAAGAUGGGUGUGCGUUCUGUGGCGGUUUACAGUGAAGCGGACAAAAAUUCCAUGCACGUCUCAAUGGCUGAUGAAGCAUACCAUAUAGGUCCUGCAGCAUCACAGCAGAGCUAUCUAAAUAUGGAAAAGAUCAUCCAAGUCGCCAAGCUAACAGAAGCACAGGCCAUCCACCCAGGCUACGGAUUCCUUUCAGAAAACACAGAGUUUGCAGAAUGGUGUAAAAAAGAAGGCAUCAUUUUUAUUGGCCCUCCUUCCACAGCUAUUAGAGACAUGGGAAUCAAGAGUACAUCAAAGGCCAUAAUGUCAGCUGCAGGAGUGCCUAUAGUUGAAGGUUAUCAUGGUGAUAAUCAAUCGGAUCAACAGUUAAUGGAAGAGGCCAGUCGUAUUGGCUACCCUGUGAUGAUAAAAGCAGUCCGGGGAGGAGGUGGCAAGGGUAUGCGCAUUGCUCAGACAAAGGCUGAAUUCCUUGAGCAACUGGAAUCUGCACGAAGAGAAGCACAGAAAUCCUUCAACGAUGAUAUUAUGUUGCUAGAAAAGUUUGUAGAAAAUCCAAGACACGUAGAAGUACAGGUGUUUGGGGACCAGUACGGCAACGCUGUUUAUUUGUUUGAAAGAGACUGCAGUGUACAAAGGAGGCAUCAAAAAAUCAUUGAAGAAGCACCUGGGCCUGGAAUUAGUCCUGAAGUGAGGAGAAGACUUGGUGAAGCUGCAGUCCAGGCAGCUAAAGCUGUUAAUUACGUUGGAGCUGGGACAGUGGAAUUCAUUAUGGAUUCUCAGCAUAAUUUUUAUUUCAUGGAGAUGAACACGAGACUACAGGUGGAGCAUCCGGUCACUGAGAUGAUAACAGGAACUGACCUUGUUGAAUGGCAGCUCCGGGUUGCUGCUGGUGAAAAGCUUCCUAUGUCACAGGAAGAACUCUCUGUCAGAGGUCAUUCAUUUGAAGCAAGAAUCUAUGCUGAAGAUCCAAACAACAACUUCAUGCCAGGAGCAGGCCCUUUGCUGCAUCUGUCCACACCUGUACCAGAUGCUUUUACAAGAAUUGAGACUGGAGUCCGACAAGGUGAUGAGGUUUCUGUGCAUUAUGAUCCAAUGAUUGCUAAACUGGUGGUUUGGGGACAUGACCGCACAGCAGCACUACAUAAAUUAAAGUAUUGUUUGCGUCAGUACAACAUCGUGGGCUUAAACACAAAUAUAGAUUUCUUGUUCAACCUGGCUGCUCAUCCGGAAUUUGAGGCGGGAAAUGUACACACAAAUUUUAUCCCUCAACAUUAUGAUGGACUGUUCCCAGCAAAGGGAGCUACAAGUAAAACUGCUCUCUGUCAAGCAACACUUGCUCUAAUACUACAAGAAAGGAUUCAAACAAAUACUUUCAGAGCACUUUCACAUGAUCCGUUUUCACCAUUUGCACACAGCAGUGGAAGAAGGUUAAAUAUUGUGCACAGACGAAAUCUUACAUUGCUUGAAGAACAGAACAAGAUGAAUAUUGAAGUUGCAUAUAACAAUGAUGGGACUUAUAGUAUUCAGAUUGAUGGACAGGUUUUCCAUGUAUUUGGGAAACUUAACACAGAGGAAGUUGCCACAUAUUUGGAGUCUUCAGUAAAUGGGAUUCUUUCAAGAUCUAAAGUGGUGAUCACAAACAACAGCAUUCACUUGUUUUCAAUGGAAGGGACUGCAGAGUUCAGUAGACCUGUGCCCAAAUAUUUAGUUGGAAUUGAUGCCUCUGGAGCCGAGGGAGCAGCAGUGGCACCAAUGACUGGAACUAUUGAAAAGGUACUUGUUAAAGAAGGUGACCAUGUGCAAGCUGGAGAUCCGUUAAUGGUAAUGAUAGCCAUGAAAAUGGAGCAUACAAUAAAAGCACCAAAGGCUGGCGUGAUUGAGAAAAUCCUGUACAAAGAAGGCUCUCAAGCUAACCGACAUGCCCCACUGGUGGAAGCUCAGGCAGCACCAAUGAGAGGUUGAAUAUGUCCUUGAACCCUCCUAGCCAGUUGGUCAGCAUAGGUUUUCAGUGCCUGGCCAGGUAGACCAUCAGGGCCUGACACCUUGAGAGAAUUCACCCUCCUGAAAGAUGUCCUGACAUUGGCCUCUGAGAUGGAGAUCAUAGGGUCACCGACUGUUGUUAAGAGCACCAAACUUCUUGAUGUUCACCUGACGGAGAAUCUCACCUGGUCCCUCAACACCAGCUUCAUAGCAAAGAAAGGCCAGCAGCGUCUCUACUUUCUGCGAAGGCUGGGGAAAGUCCAUCUCCCACCCCCGCAUCCUCAUCACAUUCUAUAGGGGUUGUAUUGAGAGCAUCCUGAGUGGCUGCAUCACUGCCUGGUUCAGAAAUUGCAUCAUCUUGGAUCGCAAGACCCUGCAGCAGAUAGUGAGGUCAGCUAAGAAGAUCAUCGGGGUCUCUCUUCCCACCAUCACGGACAUUUACACUACACGCUGCAUCCGCAAAGGAGACAGCAUUAUGAAGGACCCCACGCACCCCUCAUACAAACUCUUCUCCCUCCUGCCAUCUGGGAUAAGGCACCAAAGCAUUCGGGCUCUCACGACCAGACUAUGUAACAGUUUCUUCCCCCAAACUAUCAGACUCCUCAAUUCCCAGAGCCUGGACUGACACCUUACUGCCUUAUUGUCCUGUUUAUUAUUUAUUGUAAUGCCUGCGCUGUUUUGUUCACUUUAUGCAGUCCUGGGUAGGUCUGUAGUCUAGCGUAGUUGUUUUUUUUCUCUCUGUGUUGUUUUUUACAUAGUUCAGUCUAGUUUUUGUACUGUGUCAUUUAACACCAUGGUCCUGAAAAAUGUUGUUUCAUUCUUAUUAUGUACUGUACACAGCAAUUAUGGUUGAAAUGACAAUAAAAGUGACGACUUGACAGUGGGGAUUUACACAGAUAUAGUGCUAUCCUCCCUUUCAAUGCGUGCAUGAGACACAUUGUGCUUAUCGAGGAGUGAAGCAUCACUGUCUGUUUUGCUGGUGUUUCACCAAGUAGGAAGUAAUAGCACACAUACCCUGCCACAGCUGCCGUGCAUCCCAUUGUCUCUCUAAUUUAGUCUUUCGGAAGACUAAGCCUGCACUGCUCCCUAUUCCUCUUGAUAGUGAGGACGUGGAUGUGGUGAAGACCCACAAGUACCUGGGGGUGCACCUGGAUGAGAGGAGCACCAAUAAGAAGGCCCAGAGCUCCCUCUAACUCCUGGGGAGACUGAGGUCCUUUGGAGUAUGCAGUCAUCUCCUUCACAUGUUCUACCUGUCUGUUGUUGUCAGUACAAUCUUCUAUCCGGUUAGGUGUUGGGACAGUACCAGCAACCCUGGAGAUGCCAAUAGGCCCAAUAAACUGAUUAGAAAGCCUGGCACUGUUAUAGGAGUCAAACUGGUCACACUGGAGGCUGUGGUAGAACAAAGGCAAUCCGGAAAAUCCUGGCAAUUCUGUUUCUCACCCUCUGCAAGCCACCUUGGCUGAACACUUUUGGUAAUGGACUAAGACAACUGCACUGCUCUGAAGAGCACUGAAUGAUGUUGUUCUUACCCCUGAGCCAUUAGGCUCUGUAAUGAGUCAACCUAUACCCCCCCCCCCCCAAUAGACUGUUUGUGGUAACUAAUUUUUAUUCUUUCUACUUUCCUUUGAAUAUUUAUAUCCCUACACUUGUAAUGCUACUGUGACACUGUAAUUUCCUUUGAAAUCAAUAAAGCAUCUAUCUAUCUAA